AUGGUUGCUCCGACUGUCUCCAUAGAGUCCACCAGUUCAAGUUCUAGAUUAGAAAAGGACACUUGUGUUGCCCCCAUAGAGGCUUCGACGAUUGUGCCUAAUCCCAUUGACAAUACAACUAAUGGGUUUUCAAGGAUAUCUAGUGCUGCUUCAUCUUUACGGCAUAAAUAUUUCGAAUCAAAUGCCGGUGAUGGGACUGAAGCAUUAGAUCAGUUUGUGCACGGUUAUAAAUUGGCCCUUACGUUAGCUUCUUGUGUGGUAUCACUUUUCCUUGUGGCUUUAGAUGCCACUAUCAUUAUAACUAUUUUGAGCACAGUGGGUAAUAAGUUUAAAAGUUUUGAAAGAGUGGGGUGGUUAAAUUCAGGGUUUCUUUUACCUAUCGCAGUCUUAGCUCCAUCUUAUGGUAAAAUUUCUAUUGCCUUUGGUAGGAAAUAUACAAUGAUGUUUGGUAUCAUUGUGUUUGAAAUUGGAUCAUUAAUAUGUGGUAUUUCCCAAUCAAUGGAUAUGUUGAUUGGUGGAAGGGUCAUACAAGGUAUUGGUGGAGGUGCUAUCCAAUCCAUGGUGAUGGUUAUUAUGUCUGAAUCAGUACCAGUUUCUAAAAGAUCACUUGCCUUCUCUUUGAUUGGAGUUACCUUUGCAGUGGCUAGUGUUAUUGGUCCCUUGUUAGGAGGUGCGUUUGCUUCCCAUGUAUCUUGGAGGUGGUGCUUCUAUAUUAAUUUACCUGUUGGAGGAGCUGCUUUCGCCAUGCUAGUUGUUUGCUUCAAUCCCCCAAAACCAACAGGCAGCUUAAGAGUGAAAUUAGCAAGAAUUGAUUAUUUAGGAACCUUUUUAUUGACUGCUGGAUUGGUUCUUACCUUGUUAGGACUUUCAUUUGGUGGGCAAGAUUUUCCUUGGAGGUCAGCAGCAGUCAUUCUCAACUUUGUAUUGGGUGGACUAUUAAUUGUGGGAUUUGCUGUCUACAAUUUCAUGUACUCCAAGAAUCCAAUUAUUAUGAAGGAAUUGGUCACCAUAAGACCAAUUCUUGCAACUGCUAUGACCUCAUUCUGUAUUUAUGGUUGGUUUAUGGCUGCAAAUAUUUAUUUAUCCAUUUACUUUCAAGUUAUCUGGGGUGCUUCACCUUGGAGAUCUGGUAUUGACUUGCUUCCUUAUAUUAUUGGUUUAACUGUAAGUUCCAUUUUCACAGGUGCAGCAAUGAGAGUAUUUAGAUUUGUGAAAAUUCCAUUAUUAACUGCUGCUAUCUUAGGUCCUAUUGGUUCAGGAUUGUUCAUCUUGCUUUCAAGAACAAGUUCUAAAGCUGAUAGAAUUGGACUUUUAAUUGUUGCAGGUGUGAGUAUUGGGUUUUCGUUCCAACCACCCAUUAUUUCUGCUCAAUUGGAAGCUCCAAACACAAUUGAAGGUUCAAUGAUUCAAUCUACAGUUUUUGUAAACUUUGUUAGAACACUUGGUGGUGUUAUUGCAGUUUCAAUUGCACAAUUAAUUUUCCAAGAGGAGGGUAAAUCUCAUGUUAAUUCUGCUCUUGGUAAACUUAAAACCCAAAAUCCAGCUUUAUACCAGCAAAUGAGCAGAUAUGAUCCAAAGGUAUUAAUUCAAACCCCUGAAAUCAUCAACAGUUUACCUGCACAAGGAAAGGAUUUGGUACUUAAUGCAUUUAUGAAGGCAUUAAAGAGCGUUUUCUGGUGGUGUGUUGCUUUAGCUUGCGCAUCUUUGGUAUUUGCUAUUUUUACUUCCAAUAAACGUAUUCCAAGAGACGAACAUGUGAAAAUGAAGAAGGAUGAAAGUGACCUUAUUGAAGAACCAACCGACCAUCAACAAACUGAGGCUAUCAAAUCUAACGAAACUGAACGGAAAGAUCUCUCUGAUGCCGUUUAG
Messenger RNA from Lizanozyma spartinae, 1869 nucleotides. RefSeq names its product Sge1p (gene SGE1). The transcript has a single exon. Bases 1 to 1869 code for a protein of 622 amino acids. Gene Ontology annotation, biological process: transmembrane transport. Gene Ontology annotation, cellular component: membrane. Gene Ontology annotation, molecular function: transmembrane transporter activity. NCBI's taxonomy places the organism in Eukaryota, Fungi, Ascomycota, Pichiomycetes, Serinales, Debaryomycetaceae. The record is from RefSeq and is a predicted model, not a curated record.